AUGUCUGACAUGGAUCUUGAACACUCAGGCUUGCAAGAGGUCGCGAAUGCUAUGCGCGGCGACGAUGGCUCUCAGAAGCGAAAGCGCGAUUCGGAAUCAGCUGAUGACACGCGACGAGGUGGUAACAAGCGCAUCUCACCCAACAACAAGGAUCAGCAGGACGUUGAGGCCCUCCAAGAUUAUAACCUUCACCAAGGAGGACAUCUUGAUCACAACGGCGAGCAUGCAUCUACUGCUGCCGCUGCUCUUGCCGGUAUCUACCCUACUAUGACAGUUCCCCAACCAACCGACGUCUCAUUCGCUACUCAAGGUUCCGACGGCGAUCGCAACGAUUCCUUCAUGGACAACAGUCAACAAGACUCGAUGGUGUAUGGGGAGAGCAAUGUCCACUCUGGCAGAGUGAGCAAGCCUGCAGUUGGCUCUGACGAGUGGCACAAGGUCCGCAAGGAUAACCACAAAGAGGUUGAACGUCGUCGCAGAGAGACCAUCAAUGAGGGCAUCAACGAAUUGGCCAAGAUCGUCCCGGGCUGUGAGAAGAACAAAGGAUCAAUCCUCCAGCGUGCUGUCCAAUUCAUUACACAAUUGAAGGAGAACGAAACCCAGAACAUUGAAAAGUGGACUCUGGAGAAGCUCCUUACCGAACAAGCUAUUGCUGAGCUCAGCGCCAGCAAUGAUAAAUUGAAGGCAGAGUGCGAGCGAGCAUGGCGCGAGGUUGAAACCUGGAAGAAGACUUGCCAGAGUGCUGGUUUGGCUCCUAAGAAAGAAGACGGUAUGGGUGGAGACAACUAG
Messenger RNA from Cadophora gregata, 789 nucleotides. It is a transcript of the gene CBF1, whose product is annotated as basic helix-loop-helix protein. Bases 1 to 789 code for a protein of 262 amino acids. Lineage: Eukaryota; Fungi; Ascomycota; Leotiomycetes; Helotiales; Ploettnerulaceae. Gene Ontology annotation, molecular function: DNA-binding transcription factor activity; protein dimerization activity. The transcript has 2 exons. Gene Ontology annotation, cellular component: nucleus. The record is from RefSeq and is a predicted model, not a curated record.